CGCGGACGCUUCACUCGACGUCGGUCUUUCACAAAACACGUAUCACAGGUAAACCAUGAGAGACUUGAAACUGAAAUAUCGGUAGAACAGAGACAAUGUAGGUUUCUUUGUCACUUCGUGUUUAGGAAACUUCUCGGUGUUUACUGUUCGGUGUUAUAGACGAUGAUGAGGAGUGAGAGACUUACGACGCAAAGUUGAGAAAAAGUUUGAUUGAGAGAGUUCGACGGGAUUUUAAGACUGUUGCUUCCAGAAGGUCGUUCGAUGGACCGUUACUAACCAUGUCAAAGAGAUGAAACAGGGCAGGUGAGGCGAUAUGGACAACUCCACGGAGCCUUCCUCCCUCAUUACCGCCGAAACAAACAGGACCACGCCGGUUUUUACCAUCGGACCCGAAUUCAUCGCACAAUGGAAACUUCAGAAACAACGAGAGAAAAUCUGCAAAACUGUCUACAGCGGAAUUCUUUCGUUCGGCGAAUGCACGCAAGCACUCAAUUCCACCACCGUUUUCAAGACGUGGGAUCCGCUCAACAUCCUGGGGAACGACUCCAACAUCGACUUUCUCGAAGCUAAUGCCACCAAGAACGGAUCCAGCGACUUUGCUCCCAGUGUAACGCCUCACUUGCCGCCCUUCGAGCUCUGGCAAACCAUCCUCAUUGCGAUCUGUUUAGGACUGUGCAUUAUUCUGACGGUUGCCGGGAAUAUACUGGUCCUGCUGGCCUUCAUCGUCGACAGGAACAUCAGGCAGCCCAGCAACUACUUCAUAGCGUCGCUUGCCGCCACCGAUAUGCUCAUAGGCACCGUUUCCAUGCCCUUUUACACCGUCUACGUGCUGAUGGGUUCCUGGGACUUGGGACCCCUUCUGUGCGACUUGUGGCUGUCCGUUGAUUACACAGUUUGUUUGGUUUCCCAGUACACUGUACUUCUCAUAACAAUCGACCGUUUUUGUUCGGUGAAAAUCGCAGCAAAGUACCGAAGUUGGCGGACGAAACCACGAGUGGUUUGGAUGGUUACCAUCACGUGGAUCAUACCGGCACUUUUGUUUUUUAUUAGUAUAUUUGGUUGGGAGCACUUUAUCGGUUAUAGAGAUUUGGAGCCGGGACAAUGUGCCGUACAAUUCCUCAAAGACCCCAUUUUCAACACUGCUCUUAUCAUAGGUUAUUACUGGACGACUUUGAUUGUUCUUUUUAUUUUGUACGGAGGGAUUUAUAAAACUGCCUACGAUAUGCAGAAGAAAAGUGAAGCGAAACAGAGGAAGAUGCAGUCUAUGGUGGCGUUAAGUGCAGGAGCGAUGUCAGGAAUGGCAGGACGAGCAGCAGGAAUUGGUCUGUCGAAGACUCAGAGUACUUUACUGAGCCAGGAUAAGCCACAGACAAUCGCCGCAGUUGUGAAUAACCAAUCGGGAAUUACAGGAAAUAAUUUGACUUUGAAGGAGGAUUCUAGUCAGAAAACUAGUUCUAGUAAAAGUAGCACGACAGUGACCACGACGACGACAACAGCCGAUACGAACAACGUGGAGAGGAAAAACUUGUGUCUUCCUACAGGUCAAACGUCUAGCGGUGACCAAGACAAGUCUGAGAGGUCGAGCAGCCCGGCAUUCGAAUCGGACGAGGACAGUUCAGCCCAACACCAAACCAAGAAGCGCUCUUCCAUAGUAGGGAUAGUGGUACAGAGCAGCGCCCCCCUCCACAUGUUCGAGAACAACAAUCGCGUGAACGGCGGCAUCCCCUCCAGCCAACCAGAGAAGCGCUCGCCCACUCUGCCUCAGAUCUCCGAGCAGAGCUCGGCCAAUCCGCAAAAGCCGGUAGGUUGCUCCGCCCCUCUUCAGCCCUCCCCUUCGCCAAAAUCGACUCACAGCAUCAUUCCGCCCCCCGAGCAGUUCCAGAGUAGCCCCCCCGGACGCCCCCGCAACUUGCAUGUGACCCCUUACGACGCCCUCGUCGGCCUAGACGGCGCCGACUUGCGGUACAUGGACGAGAGCUCGGUCGUUGUCCCCUCCCCUUCGUGCGAAAGCCCCCCCUCGACGCCCCCUCCCACUAACGCGUCUUUGCUCCAGACGACGCUGAUCCGCACGACUAGGAAAGUCAACACGGAGGUGACUCUGAGCUCUGACCGGCCUAUCACCAGUGUUUGCGAGCUGUCGGUUGAUGGCGCGAGGGACUCCGACCCCAGCACCCCCUGCGGCCUCUCCGCCAUCAGCCAGACAGGUAAUGCGGCCGCCAUCAUGGCGGCGACGACCAUUGUCGAAGUCAGCAGAAAUAAAACUUUUACUAAAACAGACACGGACGAUAACGGCGCCGCCAAGAGGGAUUUCGUCAAAAACAUCGGCAAGAAGCUAAAGGGGAAGAAGAAGAAGGCGGUGGUACCGUUCGGGGGGUUCGGGAGGCAGAAGUCCAAGUCGGAGAACAGGGCCAGGAAAGCCCUCAGAACCAUCUCAUUCAUUUUGGGAGCUUUCGUCAUCUGCUGGACCCCAUACCAUAUUUUUGCUCUCGUCGUGGGAUUCUGCUCGGACCCACCGUGCGUCAACGGACACGUUUACAUGUUCUCCUAUUUCCUUUGCUACGCCAACAGCCCCCUUAAUCCCUUCUGUUACGCUCUUGCCAACCAACAGUUCAAAAAGACUUUUACUAGAAUUUUAAAAGGUGAUCUACAUUUGACGUAAACGGCGAUAAUUUCGUAGUACCACCUCCUGACUAGGAACUAUUUUCUUUUAAACAUUACUUACUGUACUUAAUACUCGUGCAUAGCAUUCGUUCAGGUCAAUAAUUACCAAAAGACAAUAAUAUAUUUAUAGGAAUCCUAAAUUAGCUCAUUAGAGGUACCACGCUGGUUUUACGCGGGACCCAAGCUUCACUAAAUUAUUUUAAUAUUUUGUAAAUACACGCCUUUAGCUACAAAAUGUACUUUAGUGCGCAAAUACAUGUAAUAAUUAAUUGACAGUUCGGAAAAUGUGGUACUGUAUAUAUCUGUAAAGUUAAGUGUAUAAGAAACCCGAUUAUUUAUAAG
This is a messenger RNA of Tribolium castaneum (red flour beetle), 3003 nucleotides long. It is a transcript of the gene mAChR-B, whose product is annotated as muscarinic Acetylcholine Receptor, B-type. NCBI's taxonomy places the organism in Eukaryota, Metazoa, Arthropoda, Insecta, Coleoptera, Tenebrionidae. The transcript has 4 exons. Bases 314 to 2659 code for a protein of 781 amino acids. Gene Ontology annotation, molecular function: G protein-coupled acetylcholine receptor activity; G protein-coupled serotonin receptor activity. Gene Ontology annotation, cellular component: dendrite; plasma membrane. The record is from RefSeq and is a predicted model, not a curated record. Gene Ontology annotation, biological process: G protein-coupled receptor signaling pathway, coupled to cyclic nucleotide second messenger; synaptic transmission, cholinergic.